Molecule: messenger RNA, 2221 nt
Organism: Stegostoma tigrinum
Lineage: Eukaryota; Metazoa; Chordata; Chondrichthyes; Orectolobiformes; Stegostomatidae
Gene: med7
Product: mediator complex subunit 7
Exons: 2
Coding region: 132-1043 (303 amino acids)
Biological process (GO): regulation of transcription by RNA polymerase II
Cellular component (GO): mediator complex
Molecular function (GO): transcription coregulator activity
Source: RefSeq, a predicted model, not a curated record
GCCCGAAACAUCAGCUUUUGUGCUCCUGAGAUGCUGCUUGUCCUGCUGUGUUCAUCCAGCCUCACAUUUCAUUAUCCCCGAGUAAGGGCGCUGACUCGCUACGUCACUGUGAGUGGCAGCCUAUCUACCCAAUGGGACGCUGUACCGUGCCGCGAUUUGCGGCUGCUUUAACCAAUGGGAGCUGGCCUAGCCUGGCCUGGCCACGGCGUUCGGCGGUGGCGGUGAGUACGCGAGGUCGGGGAUGUGGCCUGUGCCUCUCCGAGCCCGGCUCUGCGCCGGCGGCUGAGAUCUUCCCCACGGUUUUGUACCGCAACAUUGGGAACUCCGCAGGCGAUCCAGUUACAUUGAGUGCAAUGGGUGAGCCACAGCAGGUGAGUGCGUUGCCUCUGCCUCCAGCACAGUACUAUAAGGAGUACACAGACGACAAUGUCCGCAAAGGCUUUGCUCCUAAGCCACCACCUCCCAUCAGGGACAGCUACACUAUGUUUGGCAACCAGUUCCAGUGCGACGACUUGAUCAUCCGUCCAUUGGAGGGCCAGGGCAUCGAGAGGCUCCACCCUUCACAGUUCGACCACAAGAAAGAGCUCAAGAAACUCAACAUGUCAAUCCUGGUGAACUUCUUGGACUUACUGGACAUCCUGAUCAAAAGCCCCGGGAGCAUAAAACGAGAGGAGAAACUGGAGGACCUCAAACUCCUGUUUGUUCACAUGCAUCAUCUGAUCAACGAGUACCGCCCCCACCAGGCCCGGGAGACGUUGCGUGUAAUGAUGGAGGUGCAGAAGCGGCAGCGGCUAGAGACGGCUGAACGCUUUCAAAAGCAUCUGGACCGGGUGAUGGAGCUGAUCCAGAGCAGCCUCUCCUCACUUCCUGAUGACCUGCCCGAAACUGGGGACCUCAUGGCCAAGGUGAAGAUUGAACCCAUCGAUGUGGCCGAGUGUGUUGGCUGUGGGCAAGCAGAAACCCAGAUAGACACCUCAUCCAAGAGUGAAGAAGUUAGCGAUAAAGAUGCAGCCAUGUGUGCUAUCAUUGAUGAUAUGACAUAGACACUUCGCCUAUGAAUAUAGCCAGACUGCUUAGAGGAGGCUGGUGCUGAAAGGAUUUUCGUAUAGUGCAAGUGGGUGUGAUAAAUUGUCAAUCUAGAUCCUCCCCUUCAACUAUAGUAGUAUGACAGACUGUGGACUGCUGCAACUAUUAGUGCCAGCAAUUUCCAGCAACAAAACUUGUGCAUUGACGAAGGAAUUUGCAUUAAUGUGACUUACUUUACGAUCUGGGUAUCCAACUGUACUCUACUGUCCGUGAACUGCUUAUGAAGUGCAACAUGUAGGAUCCUGCAUCUUUCCUUAUUCCGCUGCCUUUGGAGGUAUUUGUCUUCCUCACUCCCCAUUCCUAACUUUCUGAGUCCGCUUAUGGCAAGUGCUGAGGAGUCACAUUGUAAGAUCAUCUUUCGUGGAUUUCAUUUUCAUUCUGACAUGGUUCUGGAUUACACACGCUGUACACUGUGCUCCCAGCAGUUAUGUACCCUGUGGAGUGAACACACUGGCUGACAGUACUCUGGAUUAGAGAGUUAAAAUUCAUUUGUUUUCAUUUUCCCCCUCUUAUCCGCUUACCUUGUCACAGUACCUCUAACCCUAGCCUAAUCCCCUCUCCUUCUCCUAGGAGAGUAUAUUUCCAGUUUGGGAACGUGUCCUAGUAAACUUCAGUGUACCCUGUUCGAAGAUAUCCAGUUUCAUAAUAUCUCAGGAGUGAUUUAAUGUGAAUGGAGACUGGACUGAACAACCGAACCAGCUGUCAUAUCGUUCAGUGUGCUGUAAGACGUCUUCUGGGAAUUGAGUUGACAUUUAUAAACUGAAGAAAGUUACAUGUACCUUCACAAAUUGUGCAUGUUUACCUGGUAUUGUGAAUUUCUAAUGCCUGUUGUCUUCAAAGUCUCACUCUGCCAACACACGCUCCGGAACCUGGAGUCUGCUUCACGUUCUUCUUGAGUAGGUGCAGAGUUGAAGAUUAUAACUGACAAACCAAAUGGGGCAUUGGGUUUGAAAUUAAACUGGAGUAAAUUAGAACAGAAGCUGCAUUCUUUGACCUGGGGAAUGUCUUGAAGAUUUAUAUUGAUGGUAGUAGAAAUGCUAUCAAAUAGGAGAAGUUGAUGCUUUAUUGUGUUCUUAAGUGAAACAUUUCUGUUUCAAAAUAAAGGCUCUGUUGCCCAUUAUUCUCUGAAAUCAAA